Messenger RNA from Aspergillus campestris IBT 28561, 2081 nucleotides. Its product is annotated as glycoside hydrolase family 43 protein. Gene Ontology annotation, molecular function: hydrolase activity, hydrolyzing O-glycosyl compounds. Gene Ontology annotation, biological process: carbohydrate metabolic process. Lineage: Eukaryota; Fungi; Ascomycota; Eurotiomycetes; Eurotiales; Aspergillaceae. The transcript is spliced from 4 exons. The record is from RefSeq and is a predicted model, not a curated record. The coding region runs from base 1 to 1653 and encodes 550 amino acids.
AUGGGUAUUUAUUUAGGUUAUAUAGUAGACAAACCAUACACAAACCCCCUCCUCCCAGGCUGGCACUCCGACCCCUCCUGCGUCCACGUCCCAGACCACAACGACACCACCUUCUGCGUAGCCUCUACAUUCAUCGCCUUCCCUGGGCUGCCCAUAUACGCCUCCCGAGACCUGCAAGCUUGGAAGCUCGUCAGCAACGCCUUCAGCCGGCCGUCGCAGAUCCCGGAUCUACGCGAGACGACGAACCAGCAGGGCGGGCUAUACGCGCCGACGCUGCGCUACCGCGGGGGGAAGUUCUACCUAAUUGUGUCGUUUUUGGGGCCCUCCACUAGGGGAUUGGUGUUUACGAGCGCGGAUCCGUUUAGCAGUGAGGCGUGGGGUGAGCCGGUUGAGUUUGAUGUUGUGGGGAUUGAUCCGGAUGUUUUUUGGGAUGAUGAUGAUGAUGGGAAGGUGUAUGUGACGUCGGCGGAAGAUCAGCGGAUUCAGCAUUAUUCGCUAGAUUUGGAGACGGGGGAGACGGGCCCGGCUGUUGAUUUGUGGAAUGGGACUGGGGGGGAUGGAUGGUAUUAUUUGCUGAUUGCGGAGGGGGGCACGGAGGUUGAUCAUUCUGUGAUGAUGGCGAGGUCGAGGCAUCGGACCGGUCCGUGGGAGCCGUGUCCGCAUAAUCCACUGUUGACGAAUAGGGGUACCGAGGAGUACUUUCAGACUGUUGGGCAUGCGGACCUGUUUCAGGAUGGGAAUGGGAACUGGUGGGCUGUGGCGCUGGGGACGCGGUCGGGGCCCGAGUUCGUGACUUAUCCGAUGGGCCGCGAGACGGUCAUGGCGCCGGCGACGUGGGCGGAGGGCGAGUGGCCGGUUAUCGAGCCGGUCAGGGGACAGAUGCAGGGCCCGCUUCCUCGCAAGGACAGUCGUUAUCUGCAGGGCCGGGGCGAGGGACCGUUCAUCAAGCGGCCUGAUCGGUUGGAUUUCGCGCCGGGCUCGUCUAUCCCCGCGCACCUUGUGUAUUGGCGGUAUCCAAAGGAAGACCAUUUCGCCGUCUCGCCGCCGGGCCAUCCGCAUACCCUUCGCCUUACUCCUGCGUUUGCUAACCUCACAGGGGAUGCGUCCUUUCAGCCGGACGAUGAAAUCACAUUCAUAGCUCGCCGCCAGACCGACACGCUGUUCACCUACACGGUUGAUGUUGACUUCUCGCCUACCGUGGUCGACGAGGAAGCGGGAAUCACCCUCUUCCUGACCCAGUUUCAGCAUGUGGAUAUGGGCAUCGUGUUGCUGGAGUCUUCGAGCGGAGCGCUGACGCCCUCGCUCCGUCUCCGCGCCGAAGGACGUGGUAACUACGAGGAUGAUACCCCCACGAAGACCAUCGAGCUUCCACGCGAGUGGUUGGGCAAACCAAUCAGGCUCGGCAUCCGGGCUGUGAGUGACGAGAAGUACGAAUUCUUCGCACGGUCGACAGGUAGGUCCAAGGAGACUGUCCUUGGGUCUGUUGAUGCCAGGGUGGUGAGUGGAGACACGGGAAAAUUCACCGGCACCCUAGUUGGGGUAUAUGCAACGAGCAACGGGGGGUCAGGCCAGACGGAGGCAUAUGUUAGUCGGUGGAGAUAUGAGGGUCAAGGGCAGAAGAUUGAUCACGAGGUGAUUGUUCCUAGUUAUUAGUGCAAGGGCGAUGAUGCAUGUGGUUGGACACGGAGUGUAUCAUGUAUGGAAGGCUCCAAAGGACAGGGGUCUUACCCUGAAAGGCGAAGGCUUGUCUAGUGACAUAGUCACCAUGAACAUGUAGUCGUCGUCCACGGUGUGAUGACCUUUUCCGCGGCCCAAAGCCAGUAGUACAAAACGUCGACCCACAGGUCUAGGCGCACAAGAAACAACGAAGCUUUUGAGGUUGUCGGUGAAUCCAAAUCCAAAUCUUGUACUAGAUAACACGAUAGUGUGUGACAUGUCUCGGCAAAGCUUGACCGAACUUGCGUGGUACGAUGUGCAUACUUACAUUCCGGUGUGUCGAUCAGCGCUCCUUACGUAGGUGAAGAGGGUUUAUCGGCGACACGUCUCCUCUCCUUCUGUCUGUCUGUGGAACGUGAGUCGAG